Phlebotomus argentipes is the source of this 2347-nucleotide messenger RNA. Its product is annotated as ecto-NOX disulfide-thiol exchanger 2. The record is from RefSeq and is a predicted model, not a curated record. Gene Ontology annotation, molecular function: RNA binding; protein-disulfide reductase activity. The transcript has 6 exons. NCBI's taxonomy places the organism in Eukaryota, Metazoa, Arthropoda, Insecta, Diptera, Psychodidae. Gene Ontology annotation, cellular component: plasma membrane; external side of plasma membrane. Gene Ontology annotation, biological process: ultradian rhythm. The coding region runs from base 84 to 2171 and encodes 695 amino acids.
GUAGUGAAAAUUUUCUUGUCUAAUCAAUAGUGCAAAUAUUGUGAGAAAAAUUGAUAAUUUGUGGAUAAAAAGAAAUCUCGGGGAUGUCUUUCGGGUUUAACCCCCUUGGGAAUAAUCCCCUUCACGCGAUGAUGCCUCUGAUGGGGAAUCUGCCGAAUGGGGCCAAUUUCAUGACUUCCCUGGCUGCUGGCAUCCCUCCAAUGGCGGGGCCAUCGCACACGGUCAUGGCCAACCUGUCGGCGGUGAGUGACUCCGCGCUGGACUUCAAGAAAAACCAGGGACAGGCGCCCGGAGCGGCUCCGAUGGAUCUGGAGACGAACGAGCCGGAGUGCCGCGCCGGGCAGAAGGACAAGGCCGAUAUCGCGGAGCGCAGGAGCAGCGAGGGGAGCAGCAAUGGGCUGGAGGAGAAGAACUUGGGCCCCAUGUCGCUGCCACAGAGCGAGAUGGUGUUCAACGGAAUGAUGGGCAUGCCGCAGGGAUUCAUGAUGAUGCCGGGCAUGAUGAACGUCAUUGAUCCCUCUAUGCUGGGUCUGCAGCAGUUCCCCAUCGUCGGAGCGCCGCAUCCGCUGCUCGCGGACGGGAAGAGCAGCUCAGCGGGAGCCGGUGUUUCCACAUCAGCGAAGGAAGUCAUCACGUGCAAGUCCUGCACGCUCUUCCCGCCAAAUCCCAACACACCCGCGCCGACGACUCGCGAGAGGCCGCCAGGAUGCCGGACAGUGUUCGUGGGCGGACUGCCUGAGAACAUCGGCGAAGAGAUCAUCAGGGAAGUGUUUGAGAGAUGUGGAGAAAUCACGACUUUGAGGCUGUCCAAGAAGAACUUCUGCCACAUCCGCUUCGCCUUUGAGGCUUCCGUGGACUCGGCCAUCUAUCUGUCCGGCUACAGGCUGCGCAUCACUGGACAAACGGACCUCGCGCAUUCCGGACGCCUCCACGUGGACUAUGCACAGGCCAGAGACGAUCAGUAUGAGUGGGAGUGUCGGCAGCGUCAACUGCAGCGCGAGCAGCGUCACCGGGAGCGUCUUGAGCGCGAUCGCCUGAGACCUCUGUCGCCGCCGCCGAUUGUUCACUACACGGAGCACGAGGCGGCGGCGAUUGCGGAGCGACUGAAGCAGGAUGAGUCCUUCGCUAAAGCCGUGCAGACGCUGAUCGCGUGGCUGGAGCGCGGCGAUUGCAACAAGCGCAACUCCAACACGUUCUACUCGAUGAUCCAGAGCACGAAUGCGCACGUGAGGCGCAUCAGUGGCGAGAAGCUGGCGUACGAGGAGGAGCUGCAGAAGGCGCGCGAGCUGUACAGGAAGCAGACGCAGAGCAUGAUGGUGCAAUUCACUCAGAUUAAAAAAGUGUUCAAUGCUGCUAGUCACAAGAAGGUUUGGGACCAUUUCACCAAAGCACAGAGAAAGAACAUCGAUCUGUGGAAGAGGCAGGCUCUGGAAAUUGCAACAACGCCUCUUGAGGAUCUUCACGAUGAGGACGAGAUGGAAAUGUCCGACGAAGAGAGGGAAUCGUCUCUGAAGAGUGCAUCUAAGAAGGCCAAACUGGACAAUGAUAGUCUCAAGGAGGAGAACGAUAGCUUGAGGUGUCAAUUGGAAGUGUACAAAAAUGAGGUGAAUCUCGUGAAGUCAGACCUGAAAUCUGACACAGACAUCAAAGAUCAGCAAAUAAAGGUGUUGCAAGAGACCAUCAGGAACAUGCAGACGCAAUUGCUUGAGAAUAAGUCGCGUGAGAAGGAGAAAGACAGCAAAAUUGUCGAUUUGGAGGCAAAACUGAAGGCGGCAAAUGUGAAAGAAUUGCUGCUGAAGACCAAAAUUGCCACCAAAUCGUCCACAAGUGCAACCAAAUGCUCCUCAACAGAGUCUGAGGACACGGAGAAUUUCGAUGAGGUGGAAGUGAAGUCAGCAAAGGCAGAGACGAUAAAUGAGUAUCCAAAGAUGAUCAAGAUUGAUCCGGAAGAGGCGCGAAUCAUUGGUCUUGUGUCCACAUUUCUCGUGGUGCAUCCAUUUGGCGCCAGCACGGACUACAUCUGGUCCUACGUGCACCGCGUGGCGCCCCAUUUGCGUCCCAAGGGCCUCGAGGAGCUGCUCAGUCGCUACACCAACAUCUUCGUGGAGCAAGUGACCGGCGUGGGAGCGAAGAUUGAGCGCAAUUGGCGCUUCAGUGGCUUUGAUGAGUGAGAGAAGUCUGAUCCACAGUGUCAAAGAAAAAGCAUCUUUUUCACACCAUUAACACAUCACGCAAAGAUAUUCCUCUUCGUCAAACACAAAUGUUUUAGUCCCGAAUUCAGUACAGAGAUACUAAUUGUAAUUUGAAGGACAGUCCGAAAGGUCAAUUAAAGUAUUACUAAAGUGAA